This is a messenger RNA of Otolemur garnettii (small-eared galago), 2801 nucleotides long. Its product is annotated as UDP-glucuronosyltransferase 2B31-like. NCBI's taxonomy places the organism in Eukaryota, Metazoa, Chordata, Mammalia, Primates, Galagidae. The transcript is spliced from 6 exons. The coding region runs from base 48 to 1640 and encodes 530 amino acids. The record is from RefSeq and is a predicted model, not a curated record. Gene Ontology annotation, molecular function: UDP-glycosyltransferase activity.
AAAUGUCAGACAGAAACAACUGAAAAAGAGUCAUCUCUCUGACCAGGAUGGCUGUGAAAUGGACUGCGGCUUUUCUUCUCCUACAGCUGAGCUGUUGCUUCAGCUCUGGAAUGUGUGGAAAGGUGCUGGUGUGGCCCACGGAAUACAGCCACUGGAUCAACAUAAAGACCAUCCUGGAUGAACUUGUCCAGAGAGGCCAUGAGGUGACUGUGCUGGCAUCUUCAGCUUCCAUUCUCGUUGAUCCCAGCAAAACAUCUGCUAUUAAAUUUGAAGUUUAUCCUACAUCUCUAACAAAAGAUGACUUUGAGGGUCUUUUUGUCAAAAUGGUCAAUGAAUGGAUAUAUGAUAUUCCAAAGGAUUCAUUUUGGACACAUUUUUCACAAGUAGAAAAACUCACAUGGAAAUAUUCUGAAUGUGUUCAAAAGCUCUGUGAAGAUGUAGUUUUCAAUAAGAAACUCAUGAAGAAGCUACAGGAUGCAAAAUUUGAUGUUGUUCUUGCAGAUGCCGUUAGUCCCUGUGGGGAGCUGCUGGCCGAGAUACUUAAAACCCCCCUGGUGUACAGUCUGCGCUUCUCUCCUGGAUACUCCUUUGAGAAGCACAGUGGAGGACUUCCCUUCCCUCCUUCCUACGUUCCUGUUAUUUUGUCAGAAUUAAGUGAUCGUAUGACAUUCAUGGAGAGGGUGAAAAAUAUGAUAUAUGUGCUUUACUUUGACUUUUGGUUCCAAACAUUUAAUAUGAAGAAGUGGGAUCGGUUUUACAGUGAAGUUCUUGGAAGACCCACGACUUUAUAUGAGAUGAUGGGGAAAGCUGAGAUGUGGCUCAUUCGAACCUACUGGGACUUUGAAUUUCCUCGCCCACUCUUACCGAAUGUUGAGUUUGUUGGAGGCCUCCACUGCAAACCUGCCAAACCACUAUCACAGGAGAUAGAAGACUUCGUCCAGAGCUCUGGAGAAAAUGGUGUUGUGGUGUUUUCUCUGGGGUCAAUGGUCAGCAGCAUGAAGGAAGAAAGGGCCAAUGUGAUUGCUGCAGCCCUUGCCCAGCUCCCACAAAAGGUCCUGUGGAGAUUUGAUGGCAAGAAACCAGACACUUUGGGAUCCAAUACUCAGCUGUACAAAUGGCUGCCCCAGAAUGACCUUCUUGGUCACCCCAAAACCAAGGCUUUUGUAACUCAUGGUGGAGCCAACGGCAUAUAUGAGGCCAUCUACCACGGGGUCCCCAUGCUGGGCAUUCCUUUGUUUGGGGAACAAGCUGACAACAUGGCUCACAUGAGGGCCAAGGGAGCAGCUGUCACCUUGGACUUCACCACGAUGUCCAGUGCUGAUUUGCUCAGUGCUCUGAAGAUGGUCAUUAAUGAUCCCAUAUAUAAAGAGAAUGCUGUGAGGUUGUCUAAAAUUCACCAUGACCAGCCAAUGAAGCCCCUGGAUCGAGCGGUCUUCUGGAUCGAGUUCGUCAUGCGCCACGGAGGAGCCAAGCACCUGCGGGUUGCAGCCCACGACCUCAGCUGGGCCCAGUACCACUCCCUGGACGUGAUUGGCUUCCUGCUGGCCUGCGGGGCAGCUGUGAUGUUCGUUAUCACAAAGUGCUGUCUGCUCUGCUACCGGAAGUUUGCUACCCCAAGGAAGAAGGGGAAACAGGAGUAGCUGGGUCCCAGAACUGAAGCUGGGAUCCUGACCUGUGGGUCUCCCGGGUGAAUGCCAGCAAGAGGGGCGUUAUGGAGAUUCUCCUCCUCCUGGGACAAAACAUCUUUCUCUACUUACCUGGUCAAGUCAGAAUUUCCAGAGAUUUAGUUCCUAUUUGAAAGAUAGAAUUAUCCCAUGUUGAACAUUGUUAAAAACUGGAAAAUAUAAAAAUCAUAUAAGUUAAAAUAGUAUAUGGAUAAAUGUAUUGUUCUAAUUCACAAAUUAUAGAAACAAAUGUACUGAGCUUAGCUAUAUUUCACAAAUUGUGUGUGGACAGAAGAACAGUAACAAUUCCACUCACGGUAUCAAUACUCAGAAUACUUUUAUCUAGAGCAGAAUUUUGUUGUUAUAAGUAUUACUCAAAAAACUAUACAAAGAUUAGUUUCUACAUAAAGUCUCUCCUGGCUUUUGCUAUUGUGAGACGGGUACUGCUGCUUUGCUCCCCCUGGGCAUGCAGCCCCUGAACCUUCUUCUCUAGAAGACACCACGACACUCGCCUUCUUAGGACCUGAGGUGUUUCCCAGGGGACGUGUGUGCCUUAGAAAUGCAUCAUCUCCUGUAAAACUGCUUUUUACAAUUUUAAUGUAAAAUUGAACUAGCUUACAAACUAUUUGGUUUCACAAACAAAUUUUUCAGGCCAUUUCCAAAGAUUUUUCAGACUAGUUUCAUUCCUAUUUUCAGGCUUUUAUACCAGAUGUACAGUCUCAGUGUUAAGGUGUGAUGACACAGAUGUGCACACACAGGAUAACGCAGCACUGUGAAGGGACUUGCUGAGCUUUCCAUCUCUCUAAACAUACAUGAUACACACAUAUCCAUUUCUUUCACAAUAGGACACAGCACCACUUAACUACCUAACAAAUAUGUUGUAAAAUUCACUGUGUUUUUUGAAAACAGCUUGAAAUGAUGGCAUUAUUGUAUAUGGAUCUGCUUUAGAUGAUCAUGUAGAAUUUCUCAUUCUUUUCACAGAAGUCUUGUUUCAUUUCUCCCAUAACGCUGGAACAGAAACUUUUCUUCCUUUACAAUUAUUAAAAAAUAGGAUAAUCAUCAUUUUUAUGAACCUAAAAUUGUUGUGUUUACCAAUAGACAGUAAAAAUGAAAGGAAUAAAAUAAUUAUGUGAAAAA